This is a messenger RNA of Adineta steineri, 660 nucleotides long. Lineage: Eukaryota; Metazoa; Rotifera; Eurotatoria; Adinetida; Adinetidae. The record is from the annotation of a GenBank genome assembly.
AUGAGUUCAAUUAAUCUCGAUGAUGAUGAUCUUAUCAUAUUUGAUUCCUUAGAUGAUGAUAAUAAUGAAUAUCAUUCACCUGCCAUAUCAAAAUUAUCAAUAAGUGAUUGUCAAUCAAUUGAUUACUUAUCACCAAUAGAAUCAAAUAAUAAAAAAAUGUCAGAUAUUACAGAUUUACUAAAUUCAACAGAUUUCGAUGAUAAACAAGAUAAUCCAGAAUUAAUAUCAACUGAUAUUAUAAAUUCUAUACGUACACAUAAUUUAGAAAAUGAUCAAGAUAAUUAUGAAACAUACCAAUGGGAAAGUGAAGAAAAUUAUUUAAAAUAUGGUUCAAAACAAUUAUCACCCAAUGAUUAUUUAACUCGUACAUCACUUUAUAAUCGUCCGGUUGCUUUUGAAAAAGAUUCACGUGUAUGGGCACGAAGUUUAUUAGAUAAUUUUAAAAAAUCUAAAUCAACUAAUUUUCCGUAUUAUUUUCCUACAAUAAAAUCUUCAUCAUUCAAUCAUCAUGUUCAAUAUAUUGAACAUUUAAAUGAAUGUAAUGAUUAUCCAGCAUAUUUAGAAUAUUUAAGAGAAAAUCGUUCACAAUUAUUCUAUACAUUAACUGAUUCAAUUGAUAUUAUUGAUGGUUUAAUUGGAACAGCUGUUUCAUCAUUUUGA